Messenger RNA from Saimiri boliviensis boliviensis (Bolivian squirrel monkey), 2678 nucleotides. Its product is annotated as KIAA1191 ortholog. Lineage: Eukaryota; Metazoa; Chordata; Mammalia; Primates; Cebidae. The record is from RefSeq and is a predicted model, not a curated record. Gene Ontology annotation, cellular component: cytoplasm.
UCCGGAGGCUUUAACACAAGGGCUGCCUGCCUGCCCGGCGGGCAGUGCUUCGCGGUAGGUCGUGGAGACCUUCUCUGUCGCCGCCGCUCUCACCAUGGCUUGGGUCCAGACUGCGCCACAGCGUCUUGGGAGUCGUGGGCCCUCGGAACCUUUUUAGUGCCGGAUUCCGGGCCGCAAGCAGCCCCGCGGCAGCAGGAUAACAGAACCUCUGGAUGGACUCUUCCUGGGAAGCUUUGCUAAUUUGCAGCAGCUCGACCAUGUUCCUCAUUAACAUCUGUCUGUCAGCUUAGUCGUCACAUCAUUUCACCGUGGUAAGGUGGCAGGGGCUCAGCUCGGAAUUCUAUAUAGAAAAAGCAACUGGAUCCCAGUCUUUCAAUGGCUUCAAGACAACCAGAAGUGCCUGCUCUUGAGGCUAGUGGGCCUCUAGGCAAGAUGUCCCUGCCCAUCGGGAUAUACCGCCGGGCACUCAGCUAUGAUGAUACCCUCGAGGACCCUGCGCCCAUGACUCCUCCUCCAUCGGACAUGGGCAGUGUCCCCUGGAAGCCAGUGAUUCCAGAGCGCAAGUAUCAGCACCUCGCCAAGGUGGAGGAAGGAGAGGCCAGUCUACCCUCCCCUGCCGUGACGCUGUCAUCAGCCACUGACAGUGUGGACAAGGUCCCAGUGGUGAAGGCUAAGGCUACCCAUGUCAUCAUGAAUUCUCUGAUCACAAAACAGACCCAGGAAAGCAUUCAGCAUUUUGGGCGACAGGCAGGGCUGAGAGAUGCUGGCUACACACCCCACAAGGGCCUCACCACCGAGGAGACCAAGUACCUUCGAGUGGCAGAAGCACUCCACAAACUAAAGCUACAGAGUGGAGAGCUAACAAAAGAAGAGAGGCAGCCUGCGUCAGCCCAGUCCACCCCCAGCACCAGUCCUCACUCUUCACCUAAGCAGAGGCCAAGGGGCUGGUUCACUUCUGGUUCUUCCACAGCCUUACCUGCCCCAAAUCCUAGCACCAUGGACUCUGGAAGUGGGGAUAAGGACAGAAACUUGUCAGAUAAGUGGAGCCUCUUUGGACCGAGAUCCCUUCAGAAGUAUGAUUCUGGAAGUUUUGCCACCCAGGCCUACCGAGGAGCCCAGAAGCCCUCUCCAAUGGAACUGAUCCGUGCCCAGAGUAACCGAAUGGCUGAAGAUCCAGCAGCCUUGAAGCCGCCCAAGAUGGACAUCCCAGUGAUGGAAGGAAAGAAACAGCCACCACGGGCCCAUAAUCUCAAACCCCGUGACUUGAAUGUGCUCACACCCACUGGCUUCUAGAGAUCUUUCUCUCCAGGGAUUCUGGUGAAGAGGGUUUCUUGCACCCCACUCCCCUUUUACCUUGAUUCUGACAUAGGAAAGAUAUAUUCCGUUCUCUACUAAAAAACUAGCUGGGCGUGAUGGUGUGCGCCUUUAGUCCCAGCUACGCGGGAGGCUGAGACACAAGAAUUGCUUGAACCCUAGGAGGUGGAGGUUGCAGUGAGCCAAGAUCAUGCCAUUGCACUCCAGCCUGGGCCAUAGAGUGAGACUCCAUCUCAAAAAAAUAAAAAUAAAAAAUAAUGUAAAAAACCUGUUAAACUGAGGCUAGAGCUGGAGACAUAAUUGGUUUUUGAGAAACAUUAGUACAAAGCUUGCCCUUGUAUGGAAGAAGCCAUUUUGUAUUGCUUUAAAGUUAGACUAAAUAUUCUCAGCAGUGGUCAGUGGGGACCUCAUUACCUGUUUUUUCAUCCUUUACCCUAGGUAAGAACUUUGAUCACUGCUUAUUAGGUAAAGAAUCAAAGCCCAGGCUUCUUGAUUCCUUUAUCACUAUCCACGUGAGCAUUGACAAGUCAUAGCGUAGAGUUGCUCACUGCUUUGCUGAGAUGACUCUGGCCCUGUUGAUGGCUGGUGCUGUGCUCCAGUCUUACCAGUUAGGGGACCCAAGAUUUGUUUGGGACCUGGGUACAGGUAAAAGCCAGACUUGCCAGGGAUCCUUCUUUCUAGGCUGAACCUUGAGUCCCCCUGCUUUUUGGUGGACGUAAUGGAUCACUAUCCUGCAGCCAGUUCUUCAUGUGGGGCCUCUCAAGCCAGUGCUGCGGGAGGCGUGCUCCUCUUCCGAUGCCAUAGGACAAACACUAGUCUACCAGAGCCUUUCUUGCACUUUAAAGUGAGAUUAAUUUAACUCCAAUUAGGUUAAAAACUUGCUAAGAGAGAAAGUUCAGUCUCCUGAUUUGGUAUAGGUAAACGGACAUUAAACUUUUUUUAAAGUAAAGGAUAUGGUAGGUACAGUUAGAUUAUAUUCUUGAGGUUCAUGUGAAGCCAGUGGUGUUACCUUACUUUGAUUUCCUUGUUCAGGUCAGGGACUGGAACGUCUGCCGGGUAGGUGAAUAAAUUCAAAAUUUUCUGUGUGGAAGCAUUUUUCACCAAAAUGAGCCUCAUCCCUUUAUGCAACACAUAACCUUACUGAGGGAGGGAAACAGUGAAACCACCUUUUAAUUUCUCCUCACCGUGUACAGGUUCAGUCAUUGUCUUGAACACUGUCUCAAAUACCUGUUUUUUGUUUUGGAUAGUACCUUGUCUGUAUAAGAAGCUGACCUUUCCAUAGAGAGGCCCUAGAGUCUAAUUUAUUUGUGUCUUCUAGUAUGAUCUCUUGUUUUGACAAUAAAAAUCCUUACUACUUUCUCAAA